AUGACAGCAGUUCCGACUGAAUCAGCUAAUCGUUCGGCCGGUCUGAUCUCGAAUUGGCCACAGCAAAGAGACGGGAGAGCAGGCAAGAGCACCCGUGCACUUAUGCACUCAUGCACACAUACCUUCACAUGCAUACCAAAUCAACUUGAUGCGUCAUGGCAUACUUCAUACAAGUCAGAACUCGGCCAGUCAAUCGGAUGGAGGCAGGGGGAUGGGGACACUGGACGCCAAACGGGGGUGGAGAGCGGUCAGCUGACCGUUGUCACGAGCCGUCCCGACCAACAAUCGCUAUCACGGCCCUACAGGGCUGGCCCGAUGGCCGCAAUAUGGAGUGAAACCUCUUUUUAUCAACCUUCUGCCCAACUACCCUUACAGCCCACUUUAAUCCCCUCAUCUCUUCUUCGCGUUGUACACAUUCGCGAUUGUGGCUCAAUGCCGAGUACAUUAAGCGCCUGCAGCCAAGUGGAUUCCUUAAAGGCGGACGUCGAGACAACUCUUGACUGGUUCACUAAAUUGACCCUUGCAACGUCGGGCAAAUGUAGUUCUGCCGAAGACUAUGAUCGACUGGUCCAUCCGUUAGCAGAGAGGCUUCAAAGCAUCAUCGACGUCGCCUGGGGUGCCUGCUCUUCGUCCACCGAUCUCAUUUCACCACGACACUCAGCAUCACACGACACUGGCCAUGACAGAAACCUUCAAACCUCGUUUGCGGCACCCAGCAAUCCCGAAAAAUCCUGUUGUACUUCUUGCAGACUCAAUUCCCCUACUGCUAGUCCCCUUUGUGACAGAUGUGCUUUUAACCUUGAUCGACAGAUUGAUUGUUUUGACGUUUGCUAUCGACGCAGAGCCAACUCAGCCCAGUCGACUCCGCCCUUGUCGAAGAUUUCCGGCGCACAAUACGGCAGUCGAUUGCCACCGCAGCCAACCAGAUCGAUAUCUCAACCAACUUUACUCCAGCUCCGACCAAUGCAAGUGCACUUGAAACGUUGUACCCCACGUGAACAGGAUGCCAUCUAUAAUGCCCGCUACAAAACUGAACCAUGUCUACAUUACCAGCGGCAUAGGCGAUGCCCUCUAGAGGGUAACUGCCAUUUUGCCCAUGGUCCCCAGGAGCUCAGACAAGCCAAUGAUCACCCGAAGUAUCGUACCAGGCCAUGCAAAAAUUUCUUCCUCACAGGAAUCUGUCCAUUUGGCAGUACUUGUUUUUUUCAGCAUCAUCCACCGUCGAGGUUGUCGGCGUGCAGCGAACCCCUUUUGUGCGAGUUGUUGCCAAAAGUCAUCCAUUAA
Protopolystoma xenopodis is the source of this 1284-nucleotide messenger RNA. Lineage: Eukaryota; Metazoa; Platyhelminthes; Monogenea; Polystomatidea; Polystomatidae. The record is from the annotation of a GenBank genome assembly.